This is a messenger RNA of Megalops cyprinoides (Indo-Pacific tarpon), 3057 nucleotides long. Its product is annotated as neurabin-2-like. Gene Ontology annotation, cellular component: actin cytoskeleton; cytoplasm; postsynaptic density. Gene Ontology annotation, biological process: neuron projection development; calcium-mediated signaling; actin filament organization. Bases 189 to 2744 code for a protein of 851 amino acids. The transcript is spliced from 11 exons. Gene Ontology annotation, molecular function: actin filament binding. The record is from RefSeq and is a predicted model, not a curated record. NCBI's taxonomy places the organism in Eukaryota, Metazoa, Chordata, Actinopteri, Elopiformes, Megalopidae.
GGGAAGAGCGAGAGGUGGAGAAAGAGAGGGCAGGCGGUAUCGCUGGGAGAUCGUGGGGAAUCAAAGACCGAAAACAGCGUGGACACAAUGAGGCAACCAACGGACGGACCCUGAAUUAGCGACCCUUUAACGCUGGAAAAAGGGGAGCAAUGCUGUUACAGCCCUGCCUCGGCGACGCUUGAUUAACCAUGAUGAAGACCGAGUCGCCGUCCUCUGCCAGCGCUAACACCAGCUCCAGCUCCACGCUGAGGAGCCCGUCCCCUCACCGGAAUGCGUAUGAGGCGGGGAUCCAGGCACUCAAACAGACGAAGGACACACUGAACAAUGCUGCUAACGGGGAUGGGCAGGACGGCAAGACGAAGCCCUCCUCUCGCGGGCGCAGGUAUGGCUCAAACGUGCACCGCAUCAAGAAUAUGUUCAUGCAGAUGGGCUCCACUGUGCCUGGAGAGGGAGAGGACCCGACAAAGGCCAGCGACCGGUCGGUGCGCCUGUCCCUCCCCAGGGCAAGCAGCCUGAAUGAGAACGUGGACCACAGUGCGCUGCUCAAGCUGGGCUCUAGUGUGUCGGAGCGUGUUAGCCGCUUCGACCCCAAGGCAGACAGCGGGCAACCACGGGGCUCCUCUGGCUUCUCCAAGCUGCAGGAGACGCGCAAGAUCUUUGAGCAGCGGCACCUGCAGGAAAAGCAGGCAGCCACCAACCGCAUUCUGCUGAAGAAGGAGCGGGCUGCGGGCUUCCAGGAUGGCCGGCUGGAUGUUGUAGUGCGCUUCAAUGGCAGCACUGAGUCCCUUGACAGCCUGGACCCAGGGGGCGCUGCCGGGGAGGCUGUCUCGCCCACCGUUAGCCAGCUUAGCGCUGUAUUCGAGAAGGCUGACCUGCGCAACAACCUGCACCGGCGCUCCUCCGGCUCUCCGCUGCCCAUGGGGGGUGCCAGCCCCCCACCUGGGAGAGCGAGUGCUCUUGGCUCCAAAGUCGUCUCCAAGAGGGCACGCACCUUCUUGCAGGGUGGCCAGGAUGAGAAUGGCCAUCAAAAGGGCCGCGAGGGGUCUCCCAGGAGCCCCAGGGGAAAAGCAGGCCUCCAAAAUGAGGAGGCUUCCGGCUCUGAAGGAAUGAAACAGGGCUUUCAGGCCACCUCUGGGGAGCUGAGUAAGACUAAGCCUGAGUCAGUGAGUGACAGAGAGAAGGAGGCCGUGGACUCUGGUGCCAUGGAUCUAACUGAAAGAGAACCUAAAGUGGGGGAGCAAGAAGACUCUGGUGGAUCAGACGCUGGGAGCAGGCUUGUGCAGGCUGAGGUUCACGCCUCACUGGAGAAUGGUGAUGCAGCUGUGCAGAAGGGGGCCACAGAAACAGGGCCAUUGGCCCCAGAGGGGCGAAAGUGGGGGGACAGUGACCAGGGGGAUGAGCCUGAGGGGUCCCUUCAUGGGGAGGAUGGAGGAGAGGAGUCCCGCAAGGAGGAUUACUCAGAGGCCGACCUGGUGGAUAUCAGUGCGUACAGCGGCAUUGGGGAGGACUCUGGCGGGAGCCAGCUGGAUGAAGAGGAGGAAGAAGAAGAGGCCUAUGAGCCUGAGUCAAGCUGCACAGAGAUUCCAGGACUGCCUGCUGAGGAGGAGCCGCCACCCAGUCGCAAGAUCCGCUUCAGCACUGGGCCAAUCAAGGUCUUCAGCACCUACUCCAACGAGGACUACGAUCGCCGCAAUGACGACGUGGACCCCAUGGCGGCCUCGGCCGAGUAUGAGCUGGAGAAGAGGGUGGAGCGGCUGGAUCUCUUCCCUGUGGAGCUGGAGAAAGACGGAGAUGGCCUGGGUAUCAGUAUUAUAGGGAUGGGUGCUGGGGCAGACAUGGGCCUGGAGAAACUGGGCAUCUUCGUUAAGACGGUCACCGAGGGAGGGGCUGCACACAGGGAUGGCAGGAUCCAGGUGAACGACCUGAUCGUGGAGGUGGAUGGUACCAGCUUGGUCGGGGUCACCCAGAGCUUUGCCGCGUCAGUCCUGCGAAACACCUCAGGCAAAGUCAGGUUUAUGAUUGGUCGGGAGAAACCCGGGGAGCAGAGUGAGGUGGCCCAGCUGAUCCAGCAGACCCUGGAGCAGGAGCGCUGGCAGAGGGAGAUGAUGGAGCAGCGCUACGCCCAAUAUGUGGAGGACGAGGAUGAGACCGGUGAGUAUGCAACCGACGAGGAGGAGGAGAUGAGCCCCAUGUUCCCCAAUGCCAUCGAGGUCUUCGACCUGGCCGAGAAUGAGGACAUGCUGUCCCCCAUCGAGAUGGACCCUGAGAAGCUGGUCCACAAGUUUAAGGAGCUCCAGAUAAAGCACGCUGUAACUGAGGCUGAGAUCCAGCAGCUGAAAAGGAAGCUGGCACACGCAGAGCAGGACAAGCUGCGGUGGCGCAUGGAGAAGGCGCAGCUGGAGCAGAGCGUACAGGAGAACAAGGAGCGCAUGGAGAAGCUGGAGGGCUACUGGAUGGAGGCGCAGAGCCUGUGCCAGGCCGUGGACGAGCACCUGAAGGAGACGCAAACCCAGUACCAGACCCUGGAGCGCAAGUACAGCAAGGCCAAGCGCCUCAUCAAGGAAUACCAGCAGAAGGAGAUUGAGUUCCUCAAGAAGGAGACUGCCCAGCGACGUGCCCUGGAGGAGUCAGAAGCUUCCCACAAGGAGGAGACGGAGAAGCUGCAGGACAAGGUAGUGGAGGAGGCUCAGAUUGCAGAUUUGGAGGCCAAGGUGGAAGCACUGAAGACAUCUACUGCUUCUUAAAACCAUGAAGCGAAGAGGAGAGAGAUGAAUUUAACCUGGCCAUCACUUUAAUUAUGUUUUCCUGACAGACCGCAAGAACAACAAAUAAAGGAAAGAAAAGAGACUAUUUGAACAAGACCCCGACUGGGGCAACACUGAGGGAGUGAGGAAAGGGGGAGGGGUUAAAAAAGGAAAAAACUUCCCAUCUGGAACCUUUCUUCCCUUUAGCCUUAUCAUUCAGCCCAGGACAGUAUCUGCCCCAAAGAUCCUGUCUCUGGUUGGUUACCGGCUGCUUUCGUGUACAGUCAGGCUUCUGUUGCUGAAUAUUAUUUCC